This is a messenger RNA of Panonychus citri (citrus red mite), 3055 nucleotides long. RefSeq names its product sodium-dependent serotonin transporter-like. NCBI's taxonomy places the organism in Eukaryota, Metazoa, Arthropoda, Arachnida, Trombidiformes, Tetranychidae. The transcript is spliced from 13 exons. Gene Ontology annotation, molecular function: serotonin:sodium:chloride symporter activity; serotonin binding. Gene Ontology annotation, biological process: sodium ion transmembrane transport; serotonin uptake. The coding region runs from base 694 to 3000 and encodes 768 amino acids. The record is from RefSeq and is a predicted model, not a curated record. Gene Ontology annotation, cellular component: membrane; neuron projection.
CACCGAUAAAACUCCCUCCAGGAUUCAAGAGAUCAUGUGAUGAGCAACAGAAUUUUUGUUCGGCCAAUCGGAAUGCUUUAGGCCAUCAUCAUCAUCAUUAUCAUCAUUAUCGUCAUCUUAGGAUCAUCUUCAUCAUCUUCAGUUGUUUCUUUCUCUCUUUCUCUUUUUCUCCAGGGAGUAAAUUUUCAACUCUCGAUGAUUCCUGGGAGUGAGAUUUUCGUUUCCCUAUGUUGAUCAUAUUGCAAGUUGAUUCUUAAUGAUUGACAAAAACCUUUUGUCUUUGAUUGAGUAAAAAUCUUUAUCAAACCUAUAAAAUCAUCUUUAUCACCUUCUCAUCAUCAUCAUCAUCUCUCACAAACUAUCUCUCUCUCACUCACUCAAUUACGAUUUCAUUUCAUUCUCUUUUUUUCAAACGAAUCUUAACUUUCUCAGUGAAAAUUAAAAAUCGUCAAUAACUUUUUUCCUCCUCCUAAAUCCUCCCACCUCCAUUUCCACCCUUUCUCUCUCCCUCUCCUCUCUCUCUCUUUCUCUCUCUCUCUCUUUUCUCUCUCAAUUUCUUAUCAAUUAAUCCCCUUAAUCCACCAUCCAAACAAUAACAAUUACGAUGAUGAAAUAAAAUCCCUGUGAACAAUAAGAAAUCAAUUGUUUUGUUUUAUUUCAUUGUGAUAACUUAACACAUACAAACAAGAAAUUAUGUCAACCUCAUCAUCAAGUAAAUUCAUUGGAUCAACAGAUAAUCCUAAUCCUGAUUCACCUUUAACAGUAAACCCAUCAAAGACCAAAUCAACAAUAACAACAACAACCAUCACAUCAACAACAAUACCAGGUCCAAGUAAAGCUUAUGUUGAUUUAAAACUUGAACUAAUUGAUGGUAAAAUUUCAACCACUGUAAUUAAACCCAAUCAACAAAGUCAUCACAAUUUAUCAUCAAUCUCAUCACCUCAAUUAUCAGGAUCAACAACAAAAUCAAUUGUUAAUCAAAGUAAAACAAAAAGUGUUUAUCAUCAUAACAACAAACAUGAUGAAAAUAAUGAACAUGAUGACAAUAACGACGAUGACGAUGACGAUGAUGACAAUAAUUUACCAAAUGCCACUGAUUGUUUACUAAGUGAGGAGAGUGGAGGUUGUGGUGGUGGUGGUGGUGGUGGAACAGCUAAAUUUGAUCUAACAAGAUCGACCAGUUCUAAGAGCAGUUUAUUCACAGCAUUUCGAGAAAUUGAUAAAUCAAUUGUUGCCUCUCAUCAUCACCAUGAUUAUCAAUCAACAACCUCAAUAACAAGCAAUACAAAUACAAUUGGAAAUCUGAAAACAUCAAGACCUUUGGUUGAUCCUGAACGGGAAACUUGGGAUAAGAAGACUGAAUUUCUUUUGGCAGUUAUUGGAUUUGCCGUUGAUUUAGGAAACGUUUGGAGAUUCCCAUUCAUUUGUUAUCGAAAUGGUGGAGGAGCUUUUCUUAUUCCUUACCUGGUGAUGCUAAUAUUUGGAGGUUUACCUUUGUUUUACCUGGAAUUAGCUUUGGGUCAAUAUUACCGAAGUGGAUGUUUAACUUUAUGGAAAAAUAUCUGUCCCAUAAUGAAAGGCAUUGGUUAUGGUAUUUGUUUCAUUGAUCUUUAUCUGGCCUCAUAUUAUAAUACGAUAAUCGCUUGGGCUGUUUAUUACCUUUUCGCUUCAUUCAAUUCUGAACUUCCCUGGACAAGUUGUAACAACACUUGGAACACACCAAAUUGCCGGACACUCAAGGAACGAGGGUCAAUCAAUUCAUCUCAAUCGGUCAUCAGUCCAGCAGAAGAGUUUUUCAACCGUCAAGUCCUUCAAAUUCACGAAUCAACCGGAAUCGAUAACAUUGGUCCAGUUAAGGUUUCAUUAGCUCUGUGCCUCGCAUUGGUAUUUAUUUUAGUAUAUUUCUCCCUUUGGAAGGGAGUUAAAAGUUCUGGAAAGGCGGUUUGGAUCACCGCUACGAUGCCCUAUGUGGUUCUUACUGUACUUCUAAUACGAGGGAUUACCCUUGAAGGUUCAGGUGAAGGAAUCAAGUAUUACCUUUACCCUCAAUGGGAUAAACUACUUGAACUUCAGGUUUGGAUUGAUGCAGCUACUCAAAUAUUUUUCUCACUUGGUCCUGGUUUUGGUGUUUUAUUAGCCCUGUCAAGUUAUAAUAAAUUUGAUAAUAAUUGCCUCAGGGAUGCGCUUUUUACAAGUGCAGUUAAUUGUUUAACCAGUUUCAUGGCGGGUUUCGUUAUCUUCUCGGUUCUUGGUUACAUGGCCAAUGUAAUGAAUAAGGAUGUUAGUAAUGUGGUUGCUCAUGGUCCUGGUUUAGUUUUCAUUGUUUAUCCUGAGGCAAUAGCAACUAUGCAAUACUCACCCUUUUGGGCGGUACUUUUUUUCAUUAUGCUGAUAACUUUAGGUUUAGAUAGUACGUUUGGUGGAUUAGAAGCCUUGAUUACUGGUAUUUGUGAUGAAUAUCCUCAAACAAUACGAAAAAAUCGUGAAAUAUUUGUGGUCAUAUUGAUAACCUUCAUUUUUUUAAUUGCACUGCCAACAACCACUUAUGGUGGUAAUUAUGUUGUUCAACUAUUAGACACUUAUGGAGCAACUUUCCCAUUGUUAUUUAUUGUUUUCAUUGAGUCAGUUGCAAUUUGCUGGUUUUAUGGGGCCAAUAGAUUUUCACUCCAAAUUAAAGAGAUGCUUGGAUAUAUGCCUGGAAUUUUUUGGAGAACCUGUUGGACCUACAUUAGUCCAAUAUUUCUUGCCGUAACUUUAUCCUUUGCAAUUAUUGGUUAUAAAGACUUGGAGUGGGGUAAUUAUAAAUAUCCAGCUUGGUCAAUUAGACUUGGUUGGUUAAUUACUGGAUCAUCAGUUUCCUGUGUUCCAAUCUAUGGUAUUUAUCAUCUAUAUAAACUUGAAGGAACCUUAAUGCAGCGGUUAACUAAAUCCAUUAAACCAGAGACGACUUGUAACCAAUCAGUUGGAACCACCAAGUCCACCAAGGGUCCUGAGGUGUGAACAUAUAAAAGGAUCCAACAAUUUCAUGAAAAAAAUACCAAAACCAUCAUCAUCA